Messenger RNA from Cololabis saira (Pacific saury), 5492 nucleotides. RefSeq names its product LIM domain kinase 1a (gene limk1a). The transcript is spliced from 16 exons. Gene Ontology annotation, molecular function: ATP binding; protein binding; protein serine/threonine kinase activity. Lineage: Eukaryota; Metazoa; Chordata; Actinopteri; Beloniformes; Belonidae. Gene Ontology annotation, biological process: actin cytoskeleton organization; positive regulation of stress fiber assembly; protein phosphorylation. The coding region runs from base 121 to 2142 and encodes 673 amino acids. Gene Ontology annotation, cellular component: cytoplasm; neuron projection; nucleus. The record is from RefSeq and is a predicted model, not a curated record.
CGAAGGGAAGCUGCGUGUUGGGCUGCAGGGAGCGACCGAGGGGAAGCUGCUGCUGCUGAUACUGACACUGACACCGGGUUUCUGUCGAGCACAGGCGGCCGGCUCUCUCCCGGAGAGUGAAUGAGGUUGAUGCUGCUCUGCUGCACCUGGAAGGACGAACGCAUGGGAGAGGAGGAAGCUGGGGGUUUGCCUGUGUGUGCGGGAUGCAGACAGAGGAUCUAUGAUGAGCAGUACCUGCAGGCCCUCAACGCUGACUGGCACACAGUCUGCUUCAGGUGCUGUGAGUGCAGUGCGUCCCUGUCCCACUGGUAUUAUGAAAAAGAUGGACGGCUUUUCUGCAAGAAGGACUACUGGGCCAAAUUUGGGGAGCUGUGCCACGGCUGCAACGACCCUAUCACCACCGGCCUCAUCAUGGUUGCUGGGGAACAGAAGUAUCACCCAGAGUGCUUCACCUGUCUCAACUGCAGGGCGUUCAUCGGUGAUGGAGACACUUAUGCUCUUGUGGAGAGAUCCAAACUCUACUGCGGCCACUGUUACUACCAGACCAUCGUGACCCCAGUGUCGCUGCCGAAUUCGCCAUGUUCCCGGAUCCCUCACACGGUCACACUGGUGUCCAUCCCGGCCUCAGCCGAGGGCAACAACGGGCGCAAAGGAAGAGGCUUCUCGGUGGCCAUCGACGAGCCGCUCAGCCCGACAAAUGGCUACAGUCCUGAGAAGAGCCGCACCGUCAGAGUCUCCCAAGUGGACCCUGACUGCAUCAGUCCGGAUGUGAAGAACUCUAUUCAUGUUGGAGACAGGAUCCUGGAAAUCAACGGGACCCCCAUUCACAACGUCCCUCUGGAUGAGAUCGACCUGCUGCUCCAGGAGACGAGCAGGCUGUUGCAGCUCACCAUCGAACAUGACCCUCAUGCUCAGACGCAGGAAGGAGGUUCCUCAGAGGCCGAACAGCAGGGGGACGGACCCCUGUCCACCCCCCUGUCAGAGGUGUCCAGUCCCCCACUGCCAAUCACCCAACCUCCACACCCUGACAUCAACAACCUGAGAUCGCGGAUCAUCACGCGGAGUUGCAGCAUUGAUAAGUCACCAGGCUCCAGCAACGCAGCAUCACCUAUCUCCCAAAAGAAGGAGAUCAAUCGAUCAGAGUCACUCCGAGUUGUCUCCAAUCGGACACACCGCAUCUUUCGGCCAUCUGACCUCAUCCACGGAGAAGUUCUUGGGAAGGGAUGCUUUGGACAGGCUAUCAAGGUCACCCACAAGGAGACAGGGGAGGUGAUGGUGAUGAAGGAGUUAAUUCGCUUUGACGAUGAGACACAGAGAACAUUCCUCAAAGAGGUGAAGGUGAUGCGCUGCCUGGAACACCCCAAUGUCCUCAGGUUCAUUGGAGUCCUCUACAAGGACAAGAGACUCAACUUCAUUGCAGAAUACAUCAAAGGAGGAACACUAAGGGAAAUCAUCAAGAAAAUGGACGGUAACUAUCCCUGGAACCAGCGGGUCAGUUUUGCUAAGGACAUAGCAGCUGGGAUGACGUAUCUACACUCCAUGAACAUAAUCCACCGAGACCUGAACUCACACAACUGUCUAGUAAGAGAGGACAACACAGUGGUGGUGGCAGACUUCGGUCUAGCUCGGCUCAUGGUGGAGGAUAAGCUUGAGGGAAAGCUGACGGAGGGAAAACUAUCCGGUCUGAAGAAGCCUGACCGCAGGAAGAGGUACACUGUGGUGGGAAACCCUUACUGGAUGGCUCCUGAAAUGAUCCAUGGGAAAAGCUAUGAUGAAAGAGUUGACAUCUUUUCCUUUGGAAUCAUGCUCUGCGAGAUCAUUGGGCGAGUGAAUGCUGACCCAGACUACCUCCCCAGAGCGACCGACUUCGGACUGAACGUUUCUGGUUUCCUGGAGCACUACUGUCCCCCUGACUGCCCCCCCGCCUUCUUCCCCGUGGCUGCUGUGUGCUGUGACCUUGAUGCAGACAGAAGACCUGCUUUCUCCAAACUGGAGGAAUGGCUGGAGAAUCUAAAGAUGCACUUGGACAUCGGUCUGCCCCUCAUGUCUGAACUGGACCAGCUAUACAAGGUCUUCUGGGAGUACAACAAAAUCAAACACCCCGAGAACGGCUUGCAUACCCACCCCGAGCAGCCGGAGUAGAGCUGAGAACCACGGGAGGAGUGGCGUCCACACCGGGGAGGGGUGGCAAACACCCUACUCAAGUGGCGCGCCGUGGCAGGAGGACUCGUGUAAAUGUCCCUCCAGGUUUGAGGCAGAUAAUACAGGCUCAGGCUGAAUGAACAGACUCAGGGGAAACGUGUGGAUCUGAGGAGCCACUUGUGGGAGACGCACAUACAGAAUCAGCUCUGCUGAGGUGGAAUCUGUCAUAUGCAAUCAGACACAACUUUCAAAUCAUGACUCUUGAAUCAUGUAGAUUUCAACACAAGUGGUCACAUCAGUAAACCAUACUCACUAUACUUAUACUGUAUAGUGUCUAAAUGAACAUAAAAAAGUAAACAAAACAACAACAAAAAAAGAUAUAUCCAACCCUCGGCUGCCCCACUCUGGGUCUCUGCAGAGUACAUCGUGCAGUUUGUGUUUGCAGGUGUUGCUGUGUGUGUGUGUGUGUGUGUGUGUGUGUGUUUGGUUUGGCUUUUGGUUUAAAACUCAAAACUGAACUAUUCAAAAAUGCAAAGAAUACCCCGUCUGUUGUCUGUGACACGACGUUUUAGAUGCACUCGUAUGAAUGAAACAAAACCUUUCAAGCUUUAAUUCCCCCACUGAAGAGCGCAUGACUGUAAAUAAUGCUGGCAGAUCCUGGCUCACUGCGUCCCCCUGACCAUGUCCGGUCAUAAACCACUAAUCUACUCGUGGCGCUAUUUAUCGGCCCUAUUUAUUGUGUAGCACUGACUUUACAUUAAAGGUACGCGUGUUUUGCAUAAAUUUGGUACAUUGUCCCUCAGUUUUAAGAGCUGUAAGCGUAUCUCAUUCCCUUUUACAUUCGAACAUACAGCAGGGUACAUAACCAGUAACAUUGUAAAUGUUUUAAAUAUUGUAAAUGUAGAGACAUAUUUUAUAUACAUAUGCUACAUUGCCAUAUUUUUAGUGGCUGGCAAGUUGAAAGGACGGAGAGUAAAGGUUGGAUUGCAGUUUAAAAGGCACAGCCAGAAGUUGUUUUUUUUGUUUUGUUUUUUUCCUUUUCAUUCUGUCCUGUCACCUCUUUUGAGAAGUCCAAACCUUUUAAAAUUAAAAAAUAUGAAGACUUGUGGCCCUGUAAAGCAUUUCCCAAUUUCAGGCCGAACUCAGUAGACAUUAAAUUAUGUCAUUUCCCUUAAUCUAAAAGACAUGUCUCACCAUUUAACUGGUAGCCACUGAGUUUUCAGGUCCGUGCCAGAUUUGUGCAGGAAUGAAGUUCAGCUCAUCCAAAUCGAUAAAAAAGGAUUCACUGCUCUUAAACUGAAAUAAAAUCUGUAAAGAUUGUAGAUGAAUCAAGUUAAAUUAAGAGAAGGGGGGUUAAACUACCUGUUACACUUUCAUACACUUGAUCUACAGCUUAUGAUUCACUGUAGUGAUUUCCCUAACCGCAGUGCUGGAUCUACUUGAUCAUACUGGAUCACUUAAUCACUUCAAACUAUGAGAGUGGGGUUAAUUACUCACUUCAACUCAACACAAUCAAUAUCAAAAUCAAUCAACUCAAAAAUAAUGUGAUAUACUUAAGGCAAUCAACCUGUCAUUGAUAAUUCACUCUUUUCUCAUGUACUGUACAGAAGUGAAGGUGUUACAAUAUCAUCCAGUUCUGCCUCAUCCAGUCAGCUCCUCCUGAGGAUGACCCCCCGUUUGUUUACACACAAAAGCUAAACUGUAAAUAUGUCUGUAUAUACGUGUGUCCUUACAUCUGUCUGCGUGCUUUAGGUAAACAUGUCCAUUCUUCAGAAACAAUCUUUAACACCGACAGAUUUCUCUCCUGCACCUUCUAACCUAAGAUUUCUCCUUUUUAUCCCGUUUUUCUCUCUAAUUCCUGCUGUUGUUUCCACAAGCUGCAUGAUGCACAAGCUAGAUCUCUUUGGCUUCUACUCCAAGCUGUUUUUGCUUCUGGAUAUUGUAGGUUUUUUUUAUUUAUUUUUUUUAAAUAAGAAAACAAACUAUGAAAGACAAAAAAAAAGAAAGUGAAGCUGACAAGAAAAAUGAGGAAGAAGAAACAAAACACCAUCUCUUUUUCUAUAUUUACCCUCUGAUAUCUUUUUUUUAUAACAUUUGAGUACUUUUAUUUGCACUAUAUGGCUGGUUGAGGCCAUGUUUGUUGGGUUUUGUUUUUUCUCUCUUGGGCUACUUGUGAUAAAGAAAUGAAUUAUGUCAGUUCAGGUUGUUAUAUGAAUGCAAGCCACUGAUGGAGCCUUUCAACUGUAAACAAAAAAAAGGGUUGUGAGGAUUUCAUCCUCUCAAUUGCAAACAAGGUUAUAUGAUGACUGAUGAUGGCUCAUCAGAUCUUUUUGCGCAAGUCGACUUUAAGUAGAAGUAUUUAUCAACUAGCAUAGACAAAAAAUUCAUUUUCAAGAUGUAAAGAGGGUGAGUUAAAUAACGUGUGAAAGACUACAGUUCCUGGCGUUUGCUGUUGAGAGGAUGUGAUGUCUCAGCUCUGCCUGCUGCCUAAAGACUGGUCCUUUGUGAAUGAUGGUCUGUGUUGUUUCUGACUGCUUGAUUACAUACGUGAAGCCCACAGCGGCUGCAAACACUGCUGGUCUUGCUGAUAGUAGAGCACUUACCUAAACUGGCCUCCCUCACCUCUUCCUCGUCACACUCUUUUGGCUCAGGGCCGUGAUCUUUCUGGAGCUUUCUUCACGAUUCAGUUUAUUCAACAGCUUAUACGGCACUCACCUGGUUACACUGGAAGACCAUGUAAACUUAUGUCACUGUGCAGGCUACUAAUACAAACACAUGUCUCUUAAACAAGCCCCUUUUUGGUUGACGUGUUCGUCUGUGGGCAUGCACCAUGCACAAGUGGCUUUGCCGAGUCUCCUACUUCCAUUCCCGUCUGAAUCAUGUUGCGCAUGUUAAACGUGUCAGUGUGGACUUCUUGAUGAUCAGUGAGAAUGAUGCCGCAGCACUUCUUUGCAAAGGAUCUUUACCUCUGAACAAUGCUGUGCCUUUGUUGUAAGCUAGCCUUGCCAACGACUCGAAAACAUGAACUGACUUUCUUUUUAAUGUAUCAUAAGUGCAAGCCUGAUUCAAGUGGAUUGAGUAUCAUAGCAGAAACCGUGUUGUAUAAGAUUUCAUCUUGUUCUGUAUCAUAUUUAUAUUUUCCAGAUCUCCAUUGUCAGUUUUGAUAUUUUAAUAUUAUAUUCCUUUUAUUGGUCUUAUUUAAUUUUUUUUUUUAUUGUUUUAUUUUUUACACAAGCUGUGAAAACUAUUCUGCACUUUAAUUCUGAACAUGAACAUUAAAACUCUGAGGAGGCGACUGUUUUUGUUUUCUUCUGUCACAGCUAAAAAUAAAACUGUUGCUCCUUAAACAA